AUGGUGGCCGGGAGUUGUGGUGGUGUCGGCAUAACCAGUCUGGAGAAAGCAGUAGCAGCGGCAGAGGCCGCUCACCUUAUUCCCCACAACAUGAGGGUGGAGGAAUUUACUGGUUAUGCCGACAACACGACAACUCCCGACCACUAUGUCAUUUACUGGGAACUCUCACCAACAACAGAUCAGACGGAAGGUUUUUCAGCAGAUUAUUUGAUGGGGCAGUGUUGUUUGGCAAUUGAGGAAUCAUUGGAUGCAACUUAUAAAGAAAUGCGUGUUUACGACAGAUCCAUCUGGCCGCUAGAAAUCAAGGUAGUGAAGAAUGGGACUUUUGACAGACUUAUGGACUUUGCUGUAUCUAGUGGUGCUUCCGUGGCUCAGUACAAACCUCCUAGGUGUGUUAGAUCUGCUUCCCUCUUGCAAAUUUUAGAUGCACCGGUUGUUUCUGCCCAUUUCAGUCCGCGUCCCCCAACUUGGUCGAUGUAG
Molecule: messenger RNA, 480 nt
Organism: Nymphaea colorata (pocket water lily)
Lineage: Eukaryota; Viridiplantae; Streptophyta; Magnoliopsida; Nymphaeales; Nymphaeaceae
Product: indole-3-acetic acid-amido synthetase GH3.4-like
Exons: 2
Coding region: 1-480 (159 amino acids)
Cellular component (GO): cytoplasm
Molecular function (GO): acid-amino acid ligase activity
Source: RefSeq, a predicted model, not a curated record